Messenger RNA from Protopolystoma xenopodis, 777 nucleotides. The record is from the annotation of a GenBank genome assembly. NCBI's taxonomy places the organism in Eukaryota, Metazoa, Platyhelminthes, Monogenea, Polystomatidea, Polystomatidae.
CGUCAUACCUCUCUUGGCUUAUGGGGCGUGGCCGCCUCGACUGACAAUCUCUCCAUCCACCAUAGUGACCAUAACUGCCCACGAAAUUCGUUGUCUUUCCAUUCCACACACCAGUCUAUACAACAGCGGCUUUUUGACCGACCCCUGCCUGACCGGCCACCUAGUCAGUUGAAGAGUCUACAGAAUCUUCAUCAUGUCGUAAUGGAGGAAGAGCCAGAUCAUUUAGCGAAAUGUUCCGAACUUCAACCUUUUCAUCGAGCCCAACUCGAACCACCAAAUUCUCUUCAAUUACAGAAGCCUGUUGGUGUAACGGUACGAAAGUCCCAGUCACCAAGCGAUAAACAAACUAAACGAGUUGUCAACACGGUGACUCAGGCUAUCUUCGAAACCGGUUUGCGCAUGCCGCAUAGUCCUGGGGAGCUGACUCAUAGAAUUUCCUUACAAAGUAAUUCGUUGUUGCAGCACCACCUUUCGUCACUGUUAGAUCCUUGCCUAGCUUUGUUUGUCCCUGCUAACGAUAUCUUCAGCGAUCUAUUCUCUUUUUUGAACAUUGCCUUGCGUCCAAAGCCGCUUGGACUGAGCCAGACCUUACAUAGUUUCUCCAAUCAGACUCAAGUUAUUCAAAAUCAGUGUAUAUCGAUCGAAGAGCUUGCCCAAUCCUAUCCGACUCUGUCACUUCCACAUUCGAAUGCGGCCAUAAGCUGUCUGCCUCGGCCUCCACUUUGUCUUAAGUACACUUAUCCUCUCUAUCUCCUGUCUCGAUCGAUAUGGACAUGA